This is a messenger RNA of Paramisgurnus dabryanus, 1925 nucleotides long. The record is from RefSeq and is a predicted model, not a curated record. Lineage: Eukaryota; Metazoa; Chordata; Actinopteri; Cypriniformes; Cobitidae.
GCUCAGCUUUGAAUGCAGACACGAAUCACGGGAAUCACGCGUGUGCUGUACUCUGUAACUCCACAUGGCAGAUCCUGCGUGAUAUGACACGGGUGGUUUUGGCUACGUAGUUAUGGACACUGGAGUCGCAUUUCCGAAGAUGUAAAGCCGAACCUUUAUCUCCAGCCACAAGCUCAUCUACAGUCAGCAUUCGUACAUUCUGGACCUGUUACCAUUGGACUGGCACCACUGACCCUGUGGAUACCUCUCCAGAGCGCAGAGGAUUUGCGCAAUUUCCAAGACAGCACCAAAUUACUUAUUUACUUUACUUGGAUGAGUUUUCUCUCCAUUUGGUUUUCUUUGCUUUUGCAUCAUAACCCUUAUUGUAUUGUUAGAUCUUAAUUUUGACAAACAACAGUUCAAUAAUGACCGUCGAUGUAAUUUCGUUGUAAUCCAAUUCGUGUAUCUUUUUUAUGAAAUGCGUAAAAAGGAAAACACCGCGCGUCCUACAUUUUCUUCGGAUGAAGUCUCUUUUGGCGUGUCGGCCCCAUUCCAUUGAAAAUCUAUGGAAGUAAGGCAGUUUGCAUUGAAGUUGAUUUAAGGUGGGAGCUGGGAUUAUUUUCUGCGGGAAGGAGUGAGGAUGCAGUCGGGGAUGCGAGCGCUCUGUGCCGGCGGAGGCGCGUCUCUCUGCUGCCUUCUCAUGUUGUGGAUGAUCUACACCCACCUACUUAAAGAAGGUCAGCUGGCAGUCGGCACGUGCGAGAUAGUCAUGUUAAACAGGGACAGCAGUCAACCCAAGCGCACUAUCGCCAGGCAGACGGCCCGCUGCGCCUGCCGUAGAGGACAGAUCGCUGGCACUACAAGAGCCCGACCAGCAUGCGUGGAUGCUCGGAUAGUGAAAAACAAGCAGUGGUGUGAAAUGACUCCGUGUUCAGAAGGCGAGAUUUGCGGGCUGCUUUUCAAUCGCUCCGGUUGGACCUGCACCAAAGGCGGCGGUCGUAUUAAAACCGUCACGCCUUUGCCCAAGGAGCCAUCUUAAAGGACUUCAGAUCGCCAUAAGGAGGCUUUCUGACAUUCACAGGAACGUCGCCAAUCCGGAAUCAUCCAUCAGCCCCACGUUCGUGUCCAUCUUCUCAUCUCGGCGCUAUAGAAAUCAGCUGCCUCAUUCCCUAUCGUCCCCAAAAAGGAAAUGGAGCCCAGUCAGUCAAGCAUCUGUACGGUUACACGCAGGUCCCAGCGGUGAGCAACACAACCUCUUACAGCGGGGGCAAGCAUUUCUUAGCAAAUCCUUGACAUCAUUCAUCUCAGCUGUUUAUGUUUUGAGCUUGACGUCUUUUAGCCAGGAGAACAUUUUGCUCGCUUUCCAGUUAAGCCAACAAAGAAGACAAACGUCGAGUCUUUCACGGAGAGGCCAAAGCAUCAAUGCUAGUUGGACCUUGUGGGAGUUUUUCACACUCACCACCUGCGAGCAAGGACGUGUUGUUGCGAAAGGGCCAAGGACGUAUCGAGAUGAAUCUACACAGAUGUUUGGGUCUCGGUGCAAGGAGAACAUGUCCCCCUGUCUUUGUCAUGAGUAUGAACGGUUAAACCGCACACGCAUUCAUUUGAUCAAUUGAGAACGGACCAAAACAGACCUUGGUGUCACAAUGCUUCUGUGGCCGUAUGGAUUCUGUGUUUAAGUUGUACGAAUUGCAAUGCACCGAACCUGUCAGCUCAUAUCAUGGGUGAUUUAAAGAUUUGCUGGAUCUCAUCUGUCUUUUUCUCUCUGGGGGCUCUCUUUCACUCUCUGCUUUAAAUGUCUGUCUCUCAUUUCUAUGAAUACUUGAUUUUGACUGUAAAUUGACACUUGCAAUGGAGUAUUGACCUAGAUAGGAAAUAAAGGGUGUGUCUAUGUAAAUGUGCACAAAGCCUUGGGAAGUUUCUUCAUGGGUCGAGCAUGUUCGAUA